AUGGGUAAUCCAAGAUGUACAACUCUAAUGCGCUAUAUGAACACAAUUGGUCAACUGGUUCGCGGUUAUCUAUCGGCGAGUGGUGGUCUGGUGACUUUCUUUGCUCCAUACAAUGAAGCAUUCGAACGUAUUCCCGAAAAUAUCGAACGACGUCUGCUGAGGAAUCGUAUUUGGCUGGAACAGGUUUUGAAGCUACACAUUGUACCGGCCAAAGAGUUGACCAGUAACGAAAUUACCAAUCAAACAAUUGUAAACUCGGUUGAUAAUCGAUUCCAGCUCUAUUUCAUCCGAGGCGAAUGGCCGAAAAAUAAUAUCACAUAUUACGUGAUUGGUGCCGGUAUUAAAGCAGCUCUAAUUCAAGAGAAUGUGGCAGGGACGAAUGGUAUCGUACAUUACAUUGAUCGAGUCCUUGGUGUACCCUAUCAAACACUCUGGGAACUGAUUCGGAACGAUACACAGCUACAGACAUCGUAUCAAAUGCUCACAAAUAUGCAAUUGCAAUAUACACUCGAUCCGUGGCAAGUUUUAACGCCUGAACAAAAUCUGACGUUCUUUGUGCCCACCGAUGAGGCAUGGCAGAAUGUGCCAUCAUCGUUGAGAUAUCGAAUGACUGACGGUAAUCACUGGUUAUCACUUCAAUACGUGCUCAAGAGACACAUCAUUCAAGGUCAAGCAUUGAUGUACACGGAUCUUCGAGAGCGAACAUACGUGAUGAUGAACGACGAAAUGGUUGUGGUACGCCGAAGAGGGCGAUGUUAG
Molecule: messenger RNA, 759 nt
Organism: Anisakis simplex (herring worm)
Lineage: Eukaryota; Metazoa; Nematoda; Chromadorea; Rhabditida; Anisakidae
Source: the annotation of a GenBank genome assembly